AUGACAAUAAUAACAUUAUCAUUUCUUGUUCCAGACUUGGCGGCGAUAAGGCAGUUGUUAGAGAGCGAAACUGGAGGCACAACAUGUCCUAGCUGUAACAUGCCCUUUGACAAGGGCAAAAAGAGAAAACUCAUCGAUACCUGCGGGCAUGAGCGCUGCUAUUCGUGCAUGUUCAGGAACGAAGCUUGUCCAUCGUGUGCGAGGAGCAACCAGAGUCAGAGGCGACCAGUAAUGGAGCGGUACACGCCAUCGCCGCAACGGCAGGAGCCGGACUGGCAGUCACCUCUGCGUCUGCCUAAACCGCCGAAACAGCCGUCUAACUUGGCACAGAGCUGUCCAACACCACCGCAUACUAGAAGAAGAUUCUUCCUAAGUCCUAAGUCUCUGCGCAGUCCAUUCGGACAUCGCGCGCGCCAUUCGCACGACAACCACGUGCCUCUCUCCGACGAUGAAGGCGGCCACAUCAAGCAGGGUUACGAGUCGCGCCGACAGAAUGACCUGUACAUGCGUCUUGGCCUGCUCCUUGGUGAGCGCCGAGGCUCCAGGAACAAGGCUAGAGAUAGCUGCACAUCUCUUGCGUCACUUGAUGCUCAUACCUUGGCGUCACAUAACACUAGCCCUGUAUCAACUCUCACCGGAUCCUCAGAAGUGGAAGUGGCGACGCCCCUAGGUCGUGAAUCUCUGGGUUCUCUAGCUUCCAUGUCACUGUCUGCGGCCAGCAACUGUUCUUCUUCAAGUCCUGGUAGCAGGCGGCAUUCUGUUAACACACUCCAAAGUGGUAGAUCUGACGAACUUACUCGGAUGUCAAGCGGUUUCUUCAAGACGAGGAAAACAGCUGCGAGACGAUCCGCCAGGGUUAACAGCAAGCAAUCCUCUACAUCGUCAGAAAUCAAGAAAAUUCACCCGUCACCGCAGCUAACGUUACGGCCCUUAUUCUUCGAAGUACCUUCAACAGACAACCAGUCUUACUUCUCCGGCCGACAGUGGCUCAUGAGAGACAUGGAGAAGUCUUUGGACUCUAGUUCUGCUGGUGUCCUGAUAUCUGGUUGUCCCGGCACUGGAAAGACAGCAUUGAUAUUAGAAUUGGUAGAGUACUCCUGCUUUGGUAGAAAGAGAAACUGUGAGUACGAAGAGCUGAGGGAACAGUCAGACAUCAGAGAGUUGCUCCCCGAAGAGUUAACUAUUGGAAUGUUCACCCACCUGGCCUCGCAUGUCGUCGCUUAUCAUUUUUGUCAGGCCGAUAACAACAGCACUUGCCUCGUGGGUGAAUUCGUCCAUUCUCUCGCAGCACAACUGUGUCAGGCACCAAGGCUACAAGCUUAUAGAGAAUACCUCCUGAGUGAACCACAUCUUUUAGCAUGUCUAUCUCUAAAGGAAUGUAUCGCAGACCCAGAUUUAGCUUUCAUGAGAGGCAUUAUAGAACCAUUGAUCUUCUUGAGAAGAAACGGAACUAUAGAUUCAGCUAACAGCAUCAUUUUAGUGGAUGGGCUUUGCGAGGCUGAAUAUCAUAGGCCUGAUCACGGUCACACUCUUGCAUCCUUCUUAGGCCGGCACAUUGCAGAAAUGCCAACAUGGUUAAAAGUUGUAGCGACUGUGAGAACGCAAUUUUUGGAACUCACAAAACAGUUGCCUUAUACAAGACUGAGUCUUGAUGAGUCUGAUAACGUCCACAAAGAUCUCUUGGAGUAUUUCAACGUGAGGCUGCAAGCAGCACCAAUCAUAGAAACCAAUAUUAAAUGCUCUACUGGCAAGUCUGAAGGAGUUCAUAAUUCUGUCAUGAAAUUCGCUCAAUACGUUCUCCACUUAAGCCAAGGCUCAUUUUUGUUCCUAAAAUUAAUUCUUGACUUGCUGGAAAAGAGUCAUAUUGUUGUAAAAUCGACCAAUUACAAAGUAGUGCCAAUAUCGUUAGCGCAAAUAUUCUUGUUGCAAUUUAAUCUCAGAUUCCCUACAGUGCAAUCGUUUGAGAAAGUCACCCAUAUUUUAAGCGUCUGCUUAGCAGCUCUCUAUCCUUUAACUUUAGUAGAGAUAUACUACUCCGUCAAUUCGUUACUGGUCAAUACAUUCUUACCAUGGGAAGAAUUCUGCCACAGAUUUGAAUCGCUGACAGACUUUCUGGUUAAGAGAAUAGAUAAUACCUAUAUGUUCUUCCAUCCAUCCUUUAGGGAAUGGUUAAUAAGAAGAGAUGACAACGAAAGCCCAAAAUUCUUGUGUGAUCUAAGGGCAGGACAUUGUGGUAUUGCAUUUAGAUUAUCCAGAGUACAAGCACCGUUAGAUUCAGAAAAGUCGAUGGAGCUUGGACAUCAUAUUUUGAAAGCUCAUAUGUACAGAAACAUGGGUCCAGCCCAAUUGGGUCUAUGCCCUAGGGAUUUACAAGCAAUGCUAGUUGCCACCAGCUCAGCCAAUGUUGGUGAGGCAAUUGCAAACUUACGGAAUAUUUACACACCGAAUGUAAAAGUUUCUCGGCUAAUGCUUUUGGCUGGAGGUUCUCCUAACCAAAUUACAGAAUGUCUUGGAAAUGCACCAUUACUGUGUAUGUAUUCUUAUCAAGGAAUAAUAGCAUUGGUGGGGCUCCUAAUUGAAUUUGGUGCUGAUUUGGAAAUGACUAACUCUCAAGGUUGCACCGCUUUGUCUCUGGCAUGUCAGAGAGGACAUACUGAUGUUGCAAGGAGACUUAUUGCUGCAGGUGCAUCUCUGAGUCAUACAGAUACUGCAGAACAAACUCCACUAGUACACGCAGCCAAGAAUGGCCACAGAGACACAGUCAUUUACCUGCUUGGUUGUCAAACCGGAAGAGACGACAGGAAUUCCUUAGACAUUGAUGAUGAUAAUAUCGAGCAGCUGGUACCGGGAUCCAGACAUGCACUGAUAGCAGCUGCCCAAAAUGGUCAUUUAGAUAUUGUUGAAUAUUUGCUGGAUACCGCAGAGUUAAUCCCUGACGGCAUCUGCCCAGUAACAGGUGAAACAGCUCUCACAGCUGCUUGUUCACAAGGCAAUGCUGCGAUAGCUGAUGCUCUACUUAUCCGAGGCGCCACCCCAUACUCCUUGAACGCCAGACAGCUAUCACCUCUAGCAUUAGCAGCUAAAAAUGGAAGAUCUGCUUUAGUACUCCGGCUAUUAGAUUCUGGUGCAGAUGUGAUGGGAUCAGGAGGAAAGAUCCCCCUUAUUCUGGCAGCGGCUGAAGGUCAUGUUGAUGUCGUUGAAAUGCUGUUAGAGCAAGGUGCUGAUCCCGAUGCAGUGGAUGGCGAUGGUAUAUCACCAUUAGGCUGGGCAUGUCUCAGAUCCAGAAUACCCACAAUCAUGGUAUUACUCGAUAAAGGAGCUACAAUUGAUCAACCGGACGGUAAUGGUAGAACGCCUUUAGGUCUGGCUUGUGGAGGCCCGGCAGAACUGGUUGACAUAUUAUUAGAAAGAGGUGCUUCUUUAGAGAGAGUAGAUCACAGUGGACUGAGGCCUUUAGAUAGAGCUAUUGGACAGCGUAAUGUUCCCGUCGUAAAUUGCUUCCUCAGAAAAGGAGCAAAGCUUGGGCCGACCACAUGGGUUAUGGCUUCAGGCAAACCAGAAUUUAUGCUAAUACUGCUAAAUAAGUUGCUAGAAGACGGAAACAUGCUAUACCGAAAGAACCGACCAUCAGAAGCCGCUCACCGCUACCAAUACGCACUGAAAAAGAUCAAUCCGCUAAUCAGUGAUGAAGGGUUAACAACCCCUACAACACAGCCGGAGCCGUCAGAAGCUUUAGACUUAGCGGCGCGUGCAUCAGUGCUUCGCCCAAAUGCAUUUGAGUGCGCAUACGCCAUGUCCCGCGCCAUACUUGCACUAAACAAACCUUCAGAAGCUCUGCCUCACGCUAGAAGAGCACUACUCCUCGCUCCAUCCAACGAUAUGUCCGCUAUGCGAACUUUGAAGGCCUUGCAACAAGAGAUUUUGACAAGGAUCAAUACUGGGUCCCACGGUUUAAACAGUGACUCGAGAUCUCUGAGAAAUUUUGAUACUAUCAGUCUCAAUAUGCCCUAA
This is a messenger RNA of Arctia plantaginis, 4011 nucleotides long. NCBI's taxonomy places the organism in Eukaryota, Metazoa, Arthropoda, Insecta, Lepidoptera, Erebidae. The record is from the annotation of a GenBank genome assembly.